AGGAUGUUAGUGAUCAAGAUUGACACAUUUCUCACUUAAAACUACAUCAAAAUAAUUUGUAUUUGGCAUUUCAAGUAUAUUCAUAAUCAAAGUAUGUAUAUUAUCAACAGUGACGAUGUAAUACACAGCCAUUCGACCGAGGGCAUGACAUCACAUCCAACAACUGUUGUGAAGGUCAGGGGAAGAAUCGUUUUGCACCAGACGGAGAAAAAUAUCGGUGUAUCAGCAGGAACUUUUCUUUAUUCAAACUUUAUCUGUGUCAGGAUUUAGUAAAGCAAUUAUGCAGAUCCUGCAUUACCUGAAGUUGCCAUGGAAUACUUACAUUUGGUACAAAACCAGUGUACUUCCUUUCAGAAAUUUUCCUUUUUGUCAAACAAGAACUACCAGCAUUCUUAUAAAAUUCACAGGAUGCACUUAUUCCCAACCAUUGUGCAAAUUGGACAUUUCGCAGAAGGAUGUCUCAAGACAUUUACAUAUUCCUUUGAAGACAGUUCCCAGUAGGUCACACACAUGUCCUACUAUGUCACUCCAACACACAAAAUUCAACAGUUUGCAUAAACAUCAUUGUGAAUCAUCUGUGGCCAAGUCAGUGAAUGAGUGGAAGAUAAGUCAAUUAAAACUAGCCAACCAUGCAGAAUCAAUGUACCAGACAUUGGUUAAGAAUCAUCCUUGGUUGUAUCCAUAUUCUAGAACAGUUGCAUUCUCGAAAAAGAAAAACAUCAGAAAAUUGCAAGAUGUAGAACCGGAAAUGAAAUCGACUGAGAUGGAAAAUUUAAUUAUGACUAUCAUGAAUUCAUUGGAUAACAUGGAUGCAGCUAGUAUUUCUUCUGUGUAUCUUGAUUUUAACCAUGCAGGCCUAGAAAAGACACACACCCUGAUGACAAACCUUUUUACGCAGUUGCAUGUAAAAUGGGAAAGUGUUGAUUUUCUUUCACUUGGACGAUAUUUAUCAGCUGUAGAGCACUACAACGGCAGUCACAUCUUGAUUGAAAUGGAAAUUCUUCCUAAAUUUCAAUGUCUACUUCAGAAUGAUCAGGUCAGAUACGAAGACAAUCCAAAAGAGUUUCUUCAAGUGCUGUGCCAACUUUCCUCCCAUGGUAUACUGCAGCGGACAGAAAAUGAUUUAGUAUCAGAUUUGUUACUUCAAAUACUAUCAUUGUGCUUGGAUGAUAAAGUCAUUGGUAAUGACCUUGACCUUGUUGUUCCAGUAUUUGAAUUAGUGUCCUUGUUUUUGUUGGGUGAUGAUCGACUGACCUUCAUCGAGUCCAAUAUUCAUGAUAUAUGUGAAAAGAUUUUGAAACAAGUAACAGCUAUAAUGUUGAAAAAUGUUCAACAACUGAAUCUCCGUCAACUCUGUGCAGUCUUGGCAAUGUCAGGAGAGGAACAAAUGGAGUUCUUGUCGAAACCAUUUUUGGAAAAUAUUCAGGCUCGUAUGGAGUUUAUUUUAUUUGAAACACAACACUUUUCAUCAUACAAUAUCUUAGAGCUCCAACAACUUGCAAAUCUUUCCUGGAUGAAGAUUUCAGCAGAUGGAAGAGACAGACUUGUGAAUUUGACAUGGGAAUGUUUGCAAAGUUCUGUAGAAGAAGAUCAUUUACCUCUAGAAAUGAUAAUGUUCUUGAAACGUUCUGGUCUGGUAUCUGACAUGUUACUUGACAUAAAGAUUCCUUUAAGUGUAAAACAAUCAUUGAAACAAGCAAUUCUUGAUGUUGAUAUAUUGAAACGUCUGGAACCCACAGAUUUUAUUGAUUUGUAUGACAUAGUAUCAAUGUUUUUCUCAACAAAAAAUGAAGAUGACAUAAUCACCCAGCAAUUACUAUCAGAAGUACGCACUAACCCCACAUUAAAAAUGACAGGCAAAUUACCACAUAUUCUCUAUACUUUGCUUAUCAAUAGAGAGAGGCAUCCAGCAGUUCAAAAUCUUAUCUUAAAUAAGAAAGUUGUAAAUAGUUAUAACCUGUAUGACUUUAAAAAGCUUAUCAAUUUCACAGCCAGGUGCUUUGGUGAUAUUUAUUACCAUAACCUUCAUCAGAGACUUAACAAGAUAUUUUGUAGAGAAGGGAGAGAAAGGUCAUUGGCCCAAAAUAACAUUCAUCAGCUUUUCCUCUUGGGAUGGGACAGAAGCUACACAAGCAACUAUGUAAAACUGUGUGGAAUUCCUAGCUGGCGACUACAACAACGAUUUCGAGACCUUACAUACCCUGCUGAGAGUUUAGACCAGGAUGUGCUGGAAGCUCUAACCUACCUGUGUUACAAAGGGAUAGACCAUCAUCAGAUUGAAGUUGCCUGCUUGAUGGUUCUGUGUUUGCCCACUAAUCGGGGGUCUCUCUUGUACAACAUUCUGGUGGACUACGCACUCAAAAACCAGGCAGCUAUGAAAGCAAGUAAUCACAGGGACCUUCUGCAAAUCAUAGUGAGAGCAGGACCAACCUUCACUGAGGCAAAAGUAGUUAUUCAGAUGGCCAAUGACUUCAUUGAACAAUCAGAAACGGAUGACAUGGAUCCACGUGUCCUGCUACAGAUGCUUCGUAGUAUGUCAGAGUUUAAGGUUUUUCCACAGCAUUGCAUCAAAAAAGUCUUCCAGAAACCCUAUUUCAACAAACUGUUGGAGUUACUGCAAAGUACAGAUUUGUCUUAUAAUCAAUCAACUUUACUAUUGGACAACAUUAUUAGGGUGAACAGAGCUGUGUGCCUUCUGUAUCCAGAAUAUGGUGUGCCUUAUCUACAGGAAUUGAUAGAAUCCCCAUCAGAACCAGAUAUUAACACAGCAGUGAAAUCGGAUGAUGUCCAUGCCAAGCUUAUCUAUCUCUUACAUAAGCAAUGCAUGGUGGAUGUUCUGUCAGCUGAAUUUGGCCCGGAGUUUGUUCAUACCAACCACAAAACUGCAGGCCUUAAUAUAGAUAUUGCAGUAUAUUUUGAUGAAAACCUUGACGUAGUGAAACAUUCUCAACUAGACGAAAUGGAAAAGGCAGGCAAACAUUACAAAAAACUUGCGGUUCUUUGUCUGGAAAAGAAGGAUUAUAAUUUGAUCACUAAAGGAAAAACAAUGGAAGUUGAACAGAAGAGGGAUCUUCUCAUAGCUCAAGGAUACACUGUUAUUGCUACUCCCUGCUGGAAAAAUGAAAAAUACAAAAUACUGAUGGAAAGGGCACAGCAUCUCCUGUUUGAAAUCUAUGGCUCAGUUGGCAACAGAGUCAUGUGAAGGAACAAUUUCUGUCUUGGUGGACUGCUUAGAAUUCAACUGUGCAUGAAGCAAGAUCAAUUACCACAUAAGAUAAAAUCAUUUUAGUAAAGCAUUUGAUAAAAGUACCUUUGUGUUUAUAAUGCAGGGUAAAACAACCACAGCAGCUUCUGAGUUUGAGUCCUUCAAUUUAUCACACUUGUCAAUUCAUCACAACUGAUGAAACCCAAACAGAGCGAAACAUGUUGAUAGGUGUAAUAAAUUGAAAAAUUCAAACUUGGAUCCUUUGUGGAUGUUUUACCUAGGAUUGAUUAUCGCUACGACCUAACCACCACGCAUCCUUUCAGGUGUCCAGCAGAAGAGUAUAGGAUACUUGGAUCGACCUUAUGAUAAAUUACAGCGUGGCUCUAUCCCUUUUAUUUUUACGUUUACAAGAUUAAAUGUUUUGUCCACCAGGUGUAUGUCACAUGUUCACCUCAAAAGUAAAGUUCAACCAAAUAUAGGAUUUGAUUAGUAAAUGUAUAUGAUACUAAAUGUGUAUAAUACUAAAAACAUAUCUAUGGUGGGUAUUCCUUGAAGAUAAUCUAAUUUAUCAUGAUAUGGCAAUAAGCAUUAGACAAAUUUUUUUAAAAGCACUUUUUCAAACCUGUAUGUAAUAGCAGCUGUUGAAAUGCACGUGUUCAGAUGUUUGGUAGUUGGUACACAUUUCUAUGCAUUUCUAUGAAUGUCAUGUUUUCUUUGACAUGUACAGGCCUAGCCCUCUCCAUGACAGUCAAUUUAAUCAGAUUGAUUUAAUAUUAUGAAAUAAAAUAACUUUUGCCAGACUAUCUUCCUGUCUAUAAAGAAUUGUAAAGAAGUUUGAAAGAAAGUAUGAUUUAUAAAUGUAUAAUUAUUAAAGAAGAGGUCCAAUGGGCCUGAAGUGCUCACCUAUCUGUAGCUUACACAGAAGACUUUAUCAGUUCAUGAAGCAAAUUUCUGCAAAAUUGAAAGCAUAUUCCCCAAGCACACUACUCAAAUACCCAGUACCUCAACCAAGGAAAUAUUACUUGUUGGAAAGUAAAAAGUCCUUAAUACAUUUGACCCUGUCACCUUGAAAGUAGGUCAGGGUCAAUCAUUAGAACAGAUUUAGUUGAAGUUGUUGAAGAUUUCAAUAUAUUUUACCCCUGUGAUCUUGAAAUGGUUGGUCUUUGAUGGUAGAUUAAUCUAUGUUCAUAUUAGAGGUUUACCAUGUGCAUUGAAAUUUAAGUAGUCUUUGGAAUUGGCUGGUAGAAGUUUUCCUAGAUUAAAGUUUAUAAUAAACAGUGAGGUAGGUUUACCAUAUAUAAGUUUUAACAUACCUUAGAAAUUAUCUAUUUUCAGCUGAGUAAAUAGACCAGAGAUAAUGGAUAAAUAUUUGUUGUUUGGCAGCAUAACACUAUUACAUAUAUUAAACUAUAAUACUUACUG
Messenger RNA from Ylistrum balloti, 4627 nucleotides. RefSeq lists its product as uncharacterized. The record is from RefSeq and is a predicted model, not a curated record. Bases 281 to 3202 code for a protein of 973 amino acids. Lineage: Eukaryota; Metazoa; Mollusca; Bivalvia; Pectinida; Pectinidae. The transcript is spliced from 7 exons.